CGGCCCACGGGGGGCGGAGUCCGGGGCCUGCCCGGCCUGAAGGGGCCUCGGGGGCCAGGAGCCUGGUCUGAGGGGCAGCAUUAGCCGAACAGAGGGUGGAGUCCAAGAUCUUGCCAGAAGCCUGGGGGCUCCAGGACCCUGGAGGUGAAGGCCGUGGUCUGAGGCACGCAGCUCAGGUGACAGCAGGUGAAGCCCAGACACCACCGGCGUCAAGGCCCGUGGGACCCGUCGGUCCGCACGCCUGCCGGCUGCUCUGAGGCCACACGCGUCGUCAUGCCUCGACCUUCGAAGCGACGGCGCUACCUGCUUGAGGAAGAGCAGUCCCAGAGCCAGGCCCAAGGCCUGGGGGGUGUGCAGGCUCCCGAGGCCGAGGAGGAGGAAGCGUCCUCCUCCUCCACCUGCUCCUCCUCGUUCCCGUCCUCCUCCUCUUCCUCGUGCUACCCUCUCUUCUCUAGCACCCCGGAGGAGAUGAGUGCUCCUGGGACACCCAGUCCGUCCCAGAGCCCUCGUGGCGCCUGCCCCGCCACUGCCGCCGCGGCCUCUGCUCUGGAGAGCCCAGCCCAGGAGGUGAGCGCCGCCAGCCAAGGGGAGGAGGGUCCCAGCACCUCGGCGCAGGCCAUGCAGGCCGCUGCGGCCACUUCCAAGGAUGCGGUUGAUGAUGAGAAGGUGGCUGACCUGGUGCAGUUCCUGCUCCUCAAGUUUCGCACCCAGGAGCCGACCAGCCAGGCCGAGAUGCUGAGGGAAAUCCUCGGCGGCGACGAGGAGCACUUCCCUGACAUCUUCAGCCACGCCUGCGAGUGCAUGCAGCUGGUCUUCGGCCUUGACGUAAAGGAAGUGGACCCCCAAGACCACUCCUACGUCCUGGUCAACACCCUCGGCCUCAGCUAUGACACGAUGCUGUGUGUUGGGCAGAACGUGCCCAAGACGGGCAUCCUGGUUCUUAUUUUGAGCAUAAUCUUCAUCGAGGGCAACAGUGCCCCUGAGGAGGAGAUCUGGGGAGCCCUGGAGGUAAUGGGGGUGUUUGCCGGGGUGGAGCACUUCAUCUUUGGGGAACCCAGGGAGCUUCUCACCGAAGUGUGGGUGCAGGAGCGGUACCUGGAGUACCGGCAGGUGCCCGGCAGUGAUCCCGCCCGCUACGAGUUCCUGUGGGGCCCCAGGGCUCACACGGAGACCACCAAGAUGAAAGUCUUGGAGUUUUUAGCUAGAGUCAAUGGGAGUGACCCCAGAUCCUUCCCACUGUGGUAUGAGGAGGCUUUGAGAGAUCAGGAAGUGCGAGAUCAGACCAGCAUCGCCAGCCCCCCAGAUGACCCCGCUGGCAUGGCCGGUGCGAGUUCCAGUGCCGGCGCCAGUCCCUGUGCUGGGGCCAGUUCCAGUGCCAGCGCCCGUGCCCGUUCCAGUGCCAGGGCCAGUUCCAGUGCCGGGGCCAGCGGCUUCUCCUGGCCCCAGUGAGUGGGGAGCAGGUCCUCCACGGUGUGGCCCAACUCGACACAGAGGGUCAGCGAGGCUGAGUGAGCCGCGGGGAAGCGUCUUGGGGUUCCUGUUCCAUAGGGGUGACUGAGAAAUUUAUCUUGAGGUUAUUUUGUUUUGUAUUUUAAAAUGUUGUUACUUUUGCUAGAAAGCUGACUGGCUUCCGAACCUGCGUUUAUGAGUGACAUUGGUCACGCGUUUGUUGCUGCUAAUACAGUUUGACUUCGGGAAACCUUCCAUUUUAUCUGUAGUCUGUGACAAAAUAACAAGGCCUUGGAUAGUCAUUUCCUGGAGAUGUGGACGAUUUAGCUGUCAUGGAUGGGGUCUAGAAAUAGAGGAAUAAAACAGAAGAGAGUUAGUUCUU
Talpa occidentalis (Iberian mole) is the source of this 1831-nucleotide messenger RNA. RefSeq names its product melanoma-associated antigen 10-like. The transcript has 4 exons. The record is from RefSeq and is a predicted model, not a curated record. Gene Ontology annotation, biological process: negative regulation of transcription by RNA polymerase II. Gene Ontology annotation, cellular component: nucleus. The coding region runs from base 274 to 1449 and encodes 391 amino acids. Lineage: Eukaryota; Metazoa; Chordata; Mammalia; Eulipotyphla; Talpidae.